This is a messenger RNA of Bipolaris oryzae ATCC 44560, 696 nucleotides long. RefSeq lists its product as uncharacterized. The record is from RefSeq and is a predicted model, not a curated record. The transcript is spliced from 2 exons. Lineage: Eukaryota; Fungi; Ascomycota; Dothideomycetes; Pleosporales; Pleosporaceae. Gene Ontology annotation, molecular function: ferric-chelate reductase activity. Bases 1 to 696 code for a protein of 231 amino acids. Gene Ontology annotation, biological process: copper ion import; intracellular iron ion homeostasis; iron ion transport. Gene Ontology annotation, cellular component: plasma membrane.
AUGAGAAGACCCGGAUUUUUCUCUAUAUUGCAGCGCCACCCUUUCAUGGUAGCAGACUCAGAAUCAGACGACCACGACUUCCAGUUGCGUAUUCAACCUAGGGCGGGUUUCACAAGUCGACUCCUUACACAGACCCUUUAUAGAACCAGGGAGCUUAGUGCUUUCAUAGAAGGGCCCUACGGGCAAGGAUUCGACCUUCGAGACUUUGGUACAGUGGUUCUAUUCGCUAGUGGGAUUGGGAUUGUUGGCCAUCUUGCCUAUGUUCAAAAGCUCAUACGCGACCACCAGCAAUCAAAAACCAAGACAAGAGAUAUACUUCUAAUCUGGCACGUAGAUGAUAAGUAUCAGCUGGAUUUGGUCUGGGAGGUUAUGAACAUUAUACUGAGAAAGGACGAUCUUCCAAGCACUGCAACGCACAAAGAUACUGGUAUUACGUCUCGAAGUGGAAAGAAAGACCGAUACUUGGGCGGUAGUACCACCGGAGAAAACCCAGGAAUUAUAGAUGUUUAUAUCUACGGUGACUACGAGAUAUUCAAUGAGGCCGGGAAUGCAGUAUCCUACAGGCGGACAGGCAGUCGGAUUGCUGAGGUAAAAGGAAAGCCAGAUGUGCGGCAAAUUAUCAACGAUGUUCUAGAAACGAGAAAUGGAAGACUCGCAAUCUGUGGUAAGAUUUUUCAUUCACUGUCGCUACACUAA